Molecule: messenger RNA, 3893 nt
Organism: Melanotaenia boesemani (Boeseman's rainbowfish)
Lineage: Eukaryota; Metazoa; Chordata; Actinopteri; Atheriniformes; Melanotaeniidae
Gene: bms1
Product: BMS1 ribosome biogenesis factor
Exons: 23
Coding region: 143-3724 (1193 amino acids)
Biological process (GO): maturation of SSU-rRNA from tricistronic rRNA transcript (SSU-rRNA, 5.8S rRNA, LSU-rRNA); ribosome biogenesis; endonucleolytic cleavage of tricistronic rRNA transcript (SSU-rRNA, 5.8S rRNA, LSU-rRNA)
Cellular component (GO): 90S preribosome; nucleus
Molecular function (GO): GTPase activity; U3 snoRNA binding; GTP binding
Source: RefSeq, a predicted model, not a curated record
AACGUGACUCACUGAGCUGAAAUACUUCCGGGUGAGAGGUCGCACUGCACAUGUGAGAAGAGAAGAAAACAGUUAAGGUGUGGAGGAAAACAGAAGAUCAUUUCCAGGUACUGAGACCAGCGUCAGGAGGAAACAGCUCACGAUGGAGAAGAUGGAGAAGAAGCAGAGGAAGCACCAGCAAAAGCACAGUGGACCAAAAGCCCAGAAGAAGAAGCUGAAGAACCAGGAAGUGUCAACAGAGGAUGAUGCACGGAAACGGAACCCCAAAGCGUUUGCAGUCCAGUCGGCGGUCCGCAUGGCCAGAUCCUUCCACAGGGCUCAAGACAUAAAAGCCAAAAAACACCACAUCCCUGUGGUGGACCGAACCCCACUAGAACCUCCUCCAGUUGUGAUUGUAGUUGUCGGACCCCCCAAGGUGGGAAAGAGCACCCUGAUCCGCUGUCUGAUCAAGAACUUCACCCGGCAGAAGCUCAGGGACAUCUGUGGACCGGUCACCAUUGUUUCUGGCAAGAAGCGUCGUCUGACCUUCAUGGAGUGUAACAACGACAUCAACACCAUGAUCGACCUCGCCAAAGUUGCUGACCUCGUCCUGAUGCUGAUCGAUGCCAGCUUUGGAUUUGAGAUGGAGACCUUUGAGUUUCUCAACAUUUGUCAGGUUCAUGGUUUCCCUCGUAUCAUGGGGGUCUUAACUCACCUGGAUUCUUUCAAGAACAACAAGGCGCUAAGGAAGACCAAGAAGAAGCUUAAGCAUCGCUUUUGGACUGAGGUGUACCAGGGGGCCAAGCUCUUCUACCUGUCAGGAAUGGUGUACGGUGAGUACCAGAGCCAGGAGGUGAAGAACCUGGGCCGCUUCAUCUCUGUCAUGAAGUUUCGUCCCCUGGUGUGGCAGACGUCUCACCCUUAUGUCCUGGCUGACCGUAUGGAAGACUUGACAGACCCUGAGAAGGUCAGGACAGACCCCAAGUGUGACCGCACUGUGUCUCUGUACGGCUAUCUGAGAGGGACACACUUAAAAAACAAAGGCCAGGUCCAUGUCCCAGGUGUAGGGGACUUCCAGGUGAAUGAUGUGAACUUCCUGCCAGACCCGUGUCCCCUGCCAGAUGCUCAGAAGAAGAGAGCGCUGAAUGAGAAGGAGCGUCUCCUCUAUGCUCCCAUGGCGGGGGUGGGGGGCCUGGUGUACGACAAAGACGCUGUUUACAUCGACCUUCCUGCCAACCAUGUUGCUCAGCAGCAGGAGGAAGUUCGGCCCACUACAGAGCUGGUCCAGUCCCUCAUUGACACACACGCCACUCUGGAUGCCAAGAUGGCCGCCAGCAAGGUGUCUCUGUUUAGUGGCUCAGCCACCCUGGACCCGGCAGACAUCCGCGAUGAGACCAGAGGUCUGGAAGGACGUGAGGAGAAGCUGGUUUGGGAUUCCAACACCCAGAAGGAGCGGAGGAAGGUGGUCUUCACUGGAGAAGAGGAGGAGGAGGAAAGCGGGACCAGUGAUGAUGAGGAAGACGAUGGUGAACAGAGCGACCAGGCAGAACAUGAAGAAGAAGAUGAUGGUGAUUUGUCUGCAUUCCUCAAAGAGGAGACAGCUGAAAGUGGCGGACCACCAACAAAGAAACAGAGGGUGGAGGAGAGGAGAGGAGAGGAAGACUGGGUCGCUGAGGUUCCAGCCUUCGCUGACAGUGAAGAUGAGCUGGAAGUAAGCGAAGAAGAGGAGGAAGAGGCUGGGAGAGGAGGAGACUCCGGACACAGCUCUGCAGAGAGUGAUGAUGAUGAAGACUGGGAAGAUGAGGGCAGUGAAGCUGAAGAUGUGAUGAAGAAACAAAAAGCGAGAGAUGAGAGUGAAGAAGAGGAGGAGGAGGGAGCUCUCAGAUGGAAGGAGGGUCUCCAGCAGAAAGCAGCAGAGGCGUUUCUACGGCAACAAGAAGCUGCUCCCAAUCUGAGGAAGCUGGUUUAUGGUUCAGUUGUCGAGGCAGAUGAUUCUGAGGAUGAGGAGGAAGAACUGGGAGGUUUGUUCCGGGUCAGCCGCCCUCAGAAGAGUAAAAGAUCUCAGUGGAACGCCGUAGAUUGUUCCCGAUUCAUCCCAGACACCUCCCACAACUGGGAUACGGAGGAGAUGCUGGACUCCAUCAGGGACUGCUUUGUGACCGGGAAGUGGGAGGAAGACCAGGAUGCAGCCACGCUCCUGAAGGACGACGAGGACGUUUAUGGUGACUUUGAAGAUCUGGAAACAGGAGAAGUCCACAGGAGUCAGACAGGACAUCAGAAGGAGGAGGAGGAGGAGGAGGAGGAUGAAGAGAAGGAUGAGGAUGAAGAGGCGGAGGUGAAGGUGGAUGAUGAGGAGCUUCAGAAGAAGAAGCGUUUGGAGAAGAAGCGCAGGCUGAAGGAGAGGUUUGAUGCCGAGUACGAUGACGGUGAUGCGACGUACUUUGAUGACCUGAAGGAGGAGAUGCAGAAGCAGGCGGAGCUGAACAGAGCGGAGUUUGAAGACAUGGAUGAUGAGAUCAGAGUCCAGUACGAAGGCUUCCGGCCGGGAAUGUACGUCCGAGUGGAAAUUUCCUCUCUGCCCUGUGAGUUUGUCACCAACUUCGACCCCCACUACCCCGUCAUCCUCGGGGGUCUGGGCUCCAGCGAAGGAAACGUUGGAUAUGUUCAGAUGCGACUGAAGAAGCACCGGUGGUUCAACCGCAUCCUGAAGACCAGGGACCCACUCAUCCUGUCCUUAGGCUGGCGGCGCUUCCAGACCAUCCCACUGUACCACAUCGAGGAUCAUAACGGACGUCACCGCCUCCUCAAAUACACGCCUCAGCACAUGCACUGUGGGGCCUCGAUCUGGGGUCCCAUCACCCCACAGGGAACCGGAUUCCUGGCUGUGCAGUCGGUCACAGGAACUAAAGCCAGUUUUCGCAUCGCAGCCACCGGCGUGGUCCUGGAUCUGGAUAAAUCUGUGACUGUGGUGAAGAAGCUAAAACUGAUUGGAUACCCCUACAAGAUCUUUAAGAACACCUCCUUCAUUAAGGGGAUGUUCGGCACGGUGCUGGAGGUGGCCAAGUUUGAAGGUGCCUCCGUACGAACGGUGUCCGGGAUCAGAGGUCAGAUCAAGAAGGCGCUGUCCACUCCACCAGGAGCUUACAGAGCCACAUUCGAGGACCGCCUGCUAAUGAGUGACAUUGUGUUCCUGCGCUCCUGGUAUCCAGUAUCUGUUCCUCAGCUCUACAACCCUGUCACGUCUCUGUUGCUGCCCGUCGGCCAGAAGGACGGCUGGUCCGGGAUGAGGACCCUGGGUCAGCUCAAACAGGACCUCAACAUCCGCAAUAAGCCUGACACCGACUCCCUGUACAAGCCGGUGGUCCGAGCCCCGAGACAUUUCAACCGCCUCCACAUCCCCAAGGAGCUCCAGAAGGCCCUGCCCUUCAAGAGCAAACCCAAACAGCAGCAACCCAAAAGAAAGACGCCCAGAGACCUGCAGAGGCCCAGCGUGAUCCGAGAGCCCCACGAAAGGAAGGUGGCUGCCCUGCUGCAUGCUCUGAGUACAGUCCACAGUUACAAGAAGAAGAAGGCCUACACAGCUCAGCACGCCCGACACAAGGAGUUCCUCCAGCAGAAGGAGAAGCAGGAGGAGGCAAAGCUGAAGAGACAAAAGGAGGCCAAGAAAAAGCUGUACCGGGUCAUGGGCCAGACGGACCAGAAGAAGCAGAGGUCCAGCCUGAAGGGGGCGUCAAACAAUGACUAGUUCACUGUAUCUGGACUCAUGAGUCCGACUCCUGCAGCAUCCGAACCGGGACACUUGGUGCUCUGCUGCAGACCUAUGACAGACCAUUUUUAUGGUAUUUUUCCACAGAACUGAAAACGUACUUUAUGUUUGGAACUUGUUUCAAUAAAAUACUAUAAUGACUUGAAAA